This is a messenger RNA of Nilaparvata lugens (brown planthopper), 1411 nucleotides long. RefSeq names its product tetratricopeptide repeat protein 8-like. The transcript is spliced from 7 exons. Gene Ontology annotation, cellular component: non-motile cilium; ciliary basal body; BBSome. Gene Ontology annotation, biological process: non-motile cilium assembly. Gene Ontology annotation, molecular function: protein binding. Lineage: Eukaryota; Metazoa; Arthropoda; Insecta; Hemiptera; Delphacidae. The record is from RefSeq and is a predicted model, not a curated record. Bases 106 to 1296 code for a protein of 396 amino acids.
CGACAAUAUAUCUUCUCCCAUACCAUUAAAAUGCAGUUACAUUGAACCGUGAAUGUGCACCUGUGUGCCAGACCGAGGGGUCAAAGCGGUCGACCGAUCAGCGGCAUGAGCCGACCGGGCCAGUUGUCGGAGGCUAGCACCUCCCUGGAGCAGGCUCUGAAGACCCCGCGCACAGCUCGCUCCGCUCGCCCAGUCACCUCGCAGGCGGCGCGCACCAUACGGCUCGGAACCGCAUCCAUGCUCUCUCAGCCCGAUGGACCUUUCAUACAGGUUGCUCGAUUAAACCUUGCUAAUUAUGCUACCAAAGAUAACAUCUCAAAACCUUUGUUCCAAUACAUCUAUUAUCAUGAGAAUGAUAUAAGCAAUGCGAUGGAUCUGGCAGUAGAGGCGACCAAGGCAUGUCAAUUCAAAGACUGGUGGUGGAAGGUGCAGCUGGGCAAAUGCUACUUUUCGCUGGGUCUGACCAGAGACGCCGAACAACAGUUCCGGUCGGCGCUCAAACAGAAUCCGACGGUGGAGGCACUUUUGCGUCUGACACGUGUCUACGUGCGACUCGAUCAGCCGCUGUCUGCGUUGGACGUGUGUCGUGCGGGACUCGACACGUUUCCCGGCGAGGUCACGCUCAUGACCGAGAUGGCACGAAUUUUGGAAGGCUUGAACAACAUACCAGCGUCUGUUAAAUAUUACAAGGAGAUUCUGCAGAAAGAUGCUACAAACAUAGAAGCGAUUGCUUGCAUUGGAGUCAACCAUUUCUAUUCAGAUCAACCCGAAGUGGCUCUCAGAUUCUACAGACGGCUACUUCAGAUGGGACUAUACAGUGGUGAGCUGUUCAACAACCUUGGACUGUGCUGUUUCUUCGCCCAACAGUACGACAUGACACUCAGCUGCUUUGAGCGCGCUCUCAGCUUGGCUGUUGACGAAAAUGCAGCUGAUGUGUGGUACAAUAUAUCCCACAUAGCGAUCGGUGUAGGCGACGUGCGCCUAGCGACUCAAUGCCUGCAGCUGGCGAUAUCUGUGGACCGAAACCAUGCGCCUGCUUACAACAACCUAGGCGUGCUGCAGUACGCGGCAGGCGGCGCACCAGGCGCCAAUCAGGCGCAAGGCUACUUCCAGGCGGCCGCCUCAUUGGCACCCUAUCUCUACGAGCCGCACUACAACCAUGCCAUUCUCUCUAAAACUGCUGGAGACAUGCAGACAAGCUAUGUUGUCGUGCAAAAAGGCUUGAAAGCAUAUCCGGCGCAUUCGGGAUCUCAGGCACUACUCAAGGAAUUGGAGAAGCAUUUUUCAAAUCUCUAGCUACUGUAUCAAGUGCAUUUAAUCGUGUGCAAUUCAAUAGAAAUAUUCACACUUCUAUGUUAAGAUUAUUGUAGAGAUGAACUGCUGAAAAAUGAAUAUAAUGGUUAACACACUG